Messenger RNA from Anoplopoma fimbria (sablefish), 2957 nucleotides. RefSeq lists its product as uncharacterized. NCBI's taxonomy places the organism in Eukaryota, Metazoa, Chordata, Actinopteri, Perciformes, Anoplopomatidae. The transcript has 3 exons. The record is from RefSeq and is a predicted model, not a curated record. Bases 324 to 2957 code for a protein of 877 amino acids.
GGCCGGUUAUUGAUCCCUGUAUAAUCACAUCACGAUGCAAAUUAAAUAAUCUUGCUAUGAUCCACCCCCCCUCCCGCCCAGAUUUGGUAUUGACCGCUCUAGUCAGUAUGUGCCCGCCAAAAUUUCGAAAAGUUCAAAUGAUUCAGAUUGAAGCGGUUAUGCAGUGCUGUUCUACUUCAAAGAUCAAAUACCUGGACUACUCCCUUUUGCUAUUUGUGUUUUUCUAGUGUAUACUAAUUUUUCAGAUUAGUGGAGAUUUUUCGAUGGCUUAAACAUCUUCUGUCAGCAUUCAUCUGUCCAGCGGAUUUCUUUUUCAACGAAACAUGGCCUGUUGGAGGUGUGUGAUUUGCUUUGUUUUCGUUGCCUUAACAUUGAAGUCCCUCUUGAGCCAUAUUAACACAGCACAUAGUCGCAGUCCCGAUUUCCGUGUUAUAUGCGGGAUUGAUGGCUGUACUGCUGAAUACAGAGUCUUCAACUCCUUUUACUACCAUAUUAGACGCACACAUACUCUAUAUUUUGCCACCGGACACCCACCUACUGGAUGGAUGACAUCAGCUACACCUGACCUAUCUCGGGUUGGAAGUGAACAUUUUGACAUCCCAGUUUUUUCUGACUGUGCCACUGAAACACGGGGAAUGCAAAGGACCAACAGUGAAGGCAACACACCUGUCAUCGCAAAUGACAUGUUGAACCCAGAGCCUACAUGUCAUCAGAUUCCACACCCUGAUAAUCAGGAAGGAGCUGGUGCAUCAAGUGCAAAUAUCAGACGUGCAGCUGCAUUUGCCAUCAAUGUGAGGGAGAGAUGUCACCUGUCUCAGAGGAGCGUCAACAACAUUGUUUCUGAAGUCCAGCAGUAUCAAACUACUCUUCUGAGCACCUUGAGGGACACAAUGAAGAGGAUCUUUGAAAGACAUUCAGACAGUGUGGAGCAGCUACAAGAGGAAGUACUGGCAACAUUAGACAAUUUUCAAGAUCCUUUCUCCUUCAUGGCCACCACAUACAUGCAAGACAGCACCAUCCAGAGGCUUUUUAACCCAGUUAAACCAGAGGAGGUAGUUAUGUCUCAGAGGGUUUGUCGAGUUAAAAAAGGACAAUCAAGAGUUCUUGGAAUUAAAAACAGAAGCUUUUACUAUAUAUCCCUGGUUAAGAGUCUUGAACAGCUGUUGUCCAAUUCUAGGAUUUUUGAUAUGAUCCGCACCACGCCACAGAGUUGUCACAAAGAUGGAUUUUUGUAUGAUAUUGUUGAUGGGAGCCUUUUCAAAUCCCACCCACUGUUUUCAGUGAAACCUUCUGCUUUACAGAUCAUUUUAUACACUGAUGAAAUAGAGAUCUGCAAUCCUCUCGGGUCACAUGCUUCAGUAAAUAAAUUACUGAUGGUUUAUUAUACUUUAGGAAACAUAAACCCCAAGUUUAGGUCAAAGCUGGCUGCAAUCAGACUCCUUGCUAUAGCAAAAGCUGAUGAUAUUGACAAAUGUGGUGUUGAUUUUGUAUUACAAAGAAUUGAUGAAGACUUAAAGUUGCUGUAUAAUGGUGUCACAAUCCAAACACAGAGUGGUGGAUUCGAGUUAUUUGGUGCUGUAAUUUCAGUGUGUGGUGACACACUUGCGCAGCAUGAGCUUGCUGGUUUCAAGGAAGGAGUUGGUUUUGCAUACAGUAAGUGUAGGCAUUGUGAAUGUACCUUUGAGGAAAUGCAAAUUAAUUUUAAUGAAGAGCGCUUUACAAAAAGGACAAUGGAAAAACAUAUUCAACAGUGCCAUGAAAUAGAAAAGGCCAGCACAGACUUCUUGAAAUCGGCCCUCAAAACCACCUAUGGUAUAAACAGAAGGAGCAAGCUGGUUGAUUUUCCAGCCUUUGACCUCAUUCGGCAAACUCCACAGGACAUAAUGCACAUCAUUCUUGAGGGUGUUGCACCAAUGGAAGUUAAGUGUGUGUUAAAAUACCUUGUUCUGUCUGGACAGAUGGAGUUGGAUGUGUUCAAUUCAGCCAUGCAAAGUUUUCCUUUGUCACCAGUAGAUGUACGUGACAAACCCUGCCCUAUAAGUGUCAGUACCUUGGCAUCAAAUGAUAACAAACUUAAACAGUCCUCAGGGCAAAUGCUGAUAUUGCUGAAGAUCAUGCCUUUUCUGCUGAAUACUAUAGAGAAAAAUGAGUAUGUUCAGUUUGUUUUGGACUUAAUUGAGAUAGUUCAUAUACUUUUUGCUCCUGUUUUAUCUGUGCAGACUGUAUUAAGACUGAGAAGUAUGAUUGAACAGCAUUUGAAACAGUUUAAGCAACUUUUUCCUGAGAAUAAUGUCAUUCCUAAGCAACAUUACCUGCUGCAUCUCCCUUCCCAAAUUCUUUCCCUGGGCCCUAUGAUAAGACACAUGUGCAUGAGAUUUGAGUCAAAGCACUGUUUUUUCAAACAGUGGUCAUCUAAAUUGAACUUCAAAAAUGUCUGUAAGUCACUUGUGAAACAUAAUCAGCUUUUUGAAUGCUGUCAAAAUGAAAUGGGUAUGGAGCAUCCGAUUUUUUUACAUGAGAAAGAAUUGGGUCCUGUCUCAGAAGUAGCAAAUAUGGAGUAUGUUAAUGCAAAGAUGAGAGAUUUUUUGGGGAUUUAUGGCAUACAACACACAGUCAAAGUAAAGUGGCUUAUUCUCAAUGGGAACAAGUACAUAAGUGACAGGUCUCUAAUAAUCACCACUACAAAUGAGACAGUGCCUGUCUUCGGAUUUAUAAAAAACAUUUAUGUGGUAAACAGCUCAUUGUAUUGUUUUGAGUACCAGCUUUAUGAGACAGUGGGUUGGAAUAGAGAUCUUUUAGCCUAUGAAGUUGCAGUGCCUAAUCUUGCUCAAGCAACAGAGUUCAUCGAUGCUGAAAAACUAGUGGAUCAUACAUCAUAUUACCCUGUCAGUUUCAAAAACACCACGUAUGUUCUGACAAAAUAUUAUCUUGGUGAUGUUGCUCUACUUAAACAGUGA